AUGAAGUUCUCCAAAGAGACUGCCGUCUUUGAUGAUCACCUCGAUCCGAUAUGGUGGUUCAACGAAUACCUCAAGGCAGACGGCCAGCCUGCUAUCUGCGAUGAGACGUCGCACCGCAUGCCCAACGAUCACUACAUCACCUUCACCUGCGAAGGCGCGGAUUCCAACAUCGUGCCCAUGAUGAAGGAGGCGCUCAUUGCCGUUGUCAAAGACACGAUUGACAACACGACGCUGCCAAACGACCAACGCAUGUUCAUGCACCGUGAGGGUCUUUGCUGGGAUGGACACACGAACCUAUGCCACAUCACAACAGGGUAUCCUAGCACCGUCUUCCCACAGUCUGUGCAUGUUGCUGUUGCUAUUGAAGUCCCUGGUACCGACGGUGCUGGUGCACUGUCUGGAAACCUCCGCUACAGCAUCACUGACUCUUCGUCGAACAACUGCGGCAUGUGCUCGUAUCUAUCUACCAGCGGAGGAGCUGUUUCUGCUCUGACCAGUGUUGCUCAAGUAGUGAUGGGAUUUAGUGAGUUGAUCGUUCCUGGGAUCGCUGUUGCGAGCGCGGCUGUUAGUUCCUCAUGCUUGACUACGUGUAAGUAA
This is a messenger RNA of Fusarium odoratissimum NRRL 54006, 597 nucleotides long. RefSeq lists its product as uncharacterized. The transcript has a single exon. Lineage: Eukaryota; Fungi; Ascomycota; Sordariomycetes; Hypocreales; Nectriaceae. The coding region runs from base 1 to 597 and encodes 198 amino acids. The record is from RefSeq and is a predicted model, not a curated record.